CAGGCCGGACAGGUUUCCCGGGAGAACAGCGGGUCCCUGUUUUCAGCGCCCCGGCCCGGGGUAAAGUCUGUAGGCUUGGCCCUUCCGUUUCUCCGUCUCGGUUCCUGGAACUGCGUAUCAGAACCCCGCAGACAUGUCGGGGUUCAGCCCGGAGCUCAUCGACUAUCUGGAAGGGAAGAUCUCUUUUGAGGAAUUUGAAAGGCGGAGAGAAGAGAGAAAAACCCGCGAAAAGAAAAGUCUUCAGGAAAAAGGAAAGUCAACAGUUGAAGAAAAUCCAAAUGACUCUGAAGUUCCAUCAUCAUCUGGAAUUGACUUUACCAAAUCUCAGGAAAAAGAUGUCAAUGAAGGAGAAACGUCAGAUGGAGUAAGUAAGUCAGUUCACAAGGUCUUUGCCUCCAUGCUUGGAGAGAAUGAAGAUGAUGAGGAGGAAGAGGAAGAAGAAGAGGAGGAGGAGGAAGAAGAAACACCUGAGCAACCCACUGCAGGCGAUGUGUUUGUACUGGAGAUGGUUCUCAAUCGUGAAACCAAGAAAAUGAUGAAAGAGAAGAGGCCUCGGAGUAAACUUCCCAGAGCUCUGAGAGGUCUCAUGGGUGAAGCCAACAUUCGCUUUGCUCGAGGAGAACGAGAAGAGGCGAUAUUGAUGUGCAUGGAAAUCAUAAGACAAGCUCCUUUGGCUUAUGAGCCGUUCUCUACUCUUGCAAUGAUAUAUGAGGACCAGGGUGACAUGGAGAAAUCACUGCAGUUUGAGUUGAUUGCUGCACAUUUAAAUCCCAGUGAUACUGAAGAGUGGGUUAGAUUGGCAGAAAUGUCCCUGGAACAAGACAAUAUUAAGCAGGCUAUUUUUUGCUACACAAAAGCACUCAAAUAUGAACCUACUAAUGUUCGUUAUCUGUGGGAGCGAUCAAGCCUUUAUGAACAAAUGGGAGAUCACAAAAUGGCAAUGGAUGGUUAUAGGCGUAUUUUAAACCUUUUGGCUCCGUCUGAUGGAGACCGGUUUAUGCAGUUGGCUAGAGAUAUGGCAAAGAGUUACUAUGAAGCCAAUGAUGUUAUUUCAGCUAUUAAUGUAAUUGAAGAAGCUUUCUCAAAGCACCCGGGCCUAGUCUCUAUGGAAGAUGUUAACAUUGCAGGAGAACUGUACAUUUCUAACAAACAAUAUGACAAAGCUUUGGAGGUAAUUGCAGAUUUUUCUGGAAUUGUGCUUGAAAAAAGAUCUACAGAAGAAGGCACAGAAGAGAAUACAGCUGAUGAUAAUGUUACCUGCAUUGUACCUGAUGGCGUGCCAAUAGAUAUCACAGUGAAGCUGAUGGUCUGCCUUGUACAUCUCAACAUUCUUGAUCCACUUAAUCCUCUCUUGACAACACUAGUGGAACAGAAUCCUGAAGACAUGGGAGACCUCUAUCUAGAUGUUGCUGAAGCUUUUCUGGAUGUUGGUGAAUAUAAUUCUGCACUUCCCCUCCUUAGUGCACUAGUCUGCUCUGAAAGAUACAACCUGGCAGUGGUUUGGCUUCGGCAUGCAGAAUGCUUAAAGGCCUUAGGCUACAUGGAGCGUGCUGCCGAAAGCUAUGGCAAAGUGGUUGAUCUGGCCCCCCUCCAUUUGGAUGCAAGAAUUUCUCUUUCCACCCUUCAGCAGCAGUUGGGUCGUCCUGAGAAAGCGCUGGAAGCUCUGGAACCAAUGUAUGAUCCAGAUACUUUAGCACAAGAUGCAAACGCAGCACAGCAGGAACUGAAGUUACUGCUUCAUCGUUCUACUCUGUUGUUUUCACAAGGCAAAAUGUAUGGUUAUGUGGAUACCUUACUUACCAUGUUAGCCAUGCUUUUAAAGGUAGCGAUGAAUAGAGCUCAAGUCUGUUUGAUAUCCAGUUCCAAAUCUGGAGAGCGGCAUCUCUACCUUAUUAAAGUGUCAAGAGACAAAAUAUCAGACAGCAAUGACCAAGAGACAGCAAAUUGUGAUGCAAAAGCCAUAUUUGCUGUACUCACAAGUGUCUUGCCAAAAGAUGACUGGUGGAACCUUCUGUUGAAGGCCAUAUACUCCUUAUGUGACCUAUCGCGGUUUCAGGAGGCUGAGUUACUUGUGGAUUCUUCAUUGGAAUAUUAUUCAUUUUAUGAGGACAGGCAAAAACGCAAAGAGCUAGAAUACUUUGGUCUCUCUGCUGCAAUUCUGGACAAAAAUUUUGGAAAGGCAUACAACUAUAUCAGGUUAAUGGUAAUGGAACAUGUCAAUAAACCCCAGCUCUGGAACAUUUUCAAUCAAAUUACCAUGCACUCCCAAGAUGUACGACAUCAUCGCUUUUGUCUCCGUUUAAUGCUCAAAAACCCAGACAGUCAUGCCCUGUGUGUCUUAAAUGGACACAAUGCCUUUGUAUCUGGUAGUUUUAAGCAUGCACUUGGACAGUACGUGCAAGCCUUUCGCACCUAUCCCCAUGAACCUCUCUAUAGCCUCUGUAUAGGCCUAACCUUUAUUCACAUGGCAUCUCAGAAGUAUGUAUUAAGGAGACAUGCUCUUGUUGUGCAGGGCUUUUCCUUUCUUAACCGAUACCUCAGUAUACGUGGGCCUUGCCAGGAAUCAUUCUACAAUUUGGGCCGUGGCCUUCACCAGCUGGGGCUGGUUCAUCUUGCAAUCCACUAUUAUCAGAAGGCCUUGGAGCUCCCUCCACUUGAAAUAGAGGGUAUAGAAGUUGACCAGUUAGACUUACGAAGAGAUAUUGCCUACAACUUGUCUCUCAUAUAUCAGAGCAGUGGGAAUAUUGGAAUGGCUCAAAAGCUUUUGUAUACUUAUUGUUCUAUAUGAAAAUUCUUAGCUGGGCUGCUGCUGUGCAUGGACCAGUAUUUUCUGUCUUGGAGCUUAUUAAGCCCAAAAUGGAAAUGAUAAUUUCGGAAUUAUAAGCUGUGUAUUUCAUUUUUAAUAUAUGAUAAUAUUUUGGUAAAUAUGCAAAAUUACAUUCCUGUAAUAACUUUUAUAUUAUUCUGUCAUUUUCCCUUACCGUUUUUGGUAAGUUGUCCCCCAGUCUGAAAUGGACAGUAGUAGUCAUUCAACUAGCAUGGAGUUGAAUACUCUAAUUUUUUUUCAC
Molecule: messenger RNA, 3068 nt
Organism: Phacochoerus africanus (Common warthog)
Lineage: Eukaryota; Metazoa; Chordata; Mammalia; Artiodactyla; Suidae
Gene: GTF3C3
Product: general transcription factor IIIC subunit 3
Exons: 18
Coding region: 134-2788 (884 amino acids)
Biological process (GO): transcription by RNA polymerase III
Cellular component (GO): transcription factor TFIIIC complex
Molecular function (GO): protein binding
Source: RefSeq, a predicted model, not a curated record